This is a messenger RNA of Diaporthe amygdali, 1698 nucleotides long. Its product is annotated as proline permease. The record is from RefSeq and is a predicted model, not a curated record. Lineage: Eukaryota; Fungi; Ascomycota; Sordariomycetes; Diaporthales; Diaporthaceae. The coding region runs from base 1 to 1698 and encodes 565 amino acids. Gene Ontology annotation, molecular function: amino acid transmembrane transporter activity. Gene Ontology annotation, cellular component: membrane. The transcript has a single exon. Gene Ontology annotation, biological process: amino acid transmembrane transport.
AUGGCUGCCUUCAACUCAAACAUGGUUCUAGAUGAGGAGAAAUCUGCCGACAACAAGGCACAAGAACCUGACUUGACCAAAGUCGAGACAUGCGGCGUUGGUCAGCAGUUUAUUGUGCAUGAACAUGCCGGCACAAGACGAAAAAUCAAAUCUCGACAUGCUCAAAUGAUCGCUAUUGGAGGCACUAUCGGGACAGGUCUCUUUGUCGGCUCAGGACAAGCUCUCGCAAUCGGUGGACCUGCGUUCCUAUUCGUUUGUUACUGUCUCACAUCGCUACUUGUGUACGGCGUCGUCACAGCGGUCGUGGAAGUCGCGACCUAUCUACCACUCUCAGGAGCCUCAAUGGCAUACUAUUGCAACCGAUAUGUCUCUUCGUCUCUCGGUUUCGCCUUGGGCUGGCUGUACUUCUAUUCCUUUGGUAUCCUAGUCGCCUAUGAGAUCACCGCUGCCAGUAUCGUCAUCAACUUCUGGCCAAGCACGAUACACAUAGCAGUUUGGAUCACAGUUAUGCUGUUUGUCAUCAUCGCCCUCAAUCUCUGUCCUGUCGGUGUCUUUGCCGAGACAGAAUUCUGGUUCGCAGGAGUCAAGGUCAUCAUGAUAAUCGGCUUGCUUAUUCUUGCAUUUAUCCUCAUGGUCGGCGGAGGGCCUGAUCACCAUCGUCUCGGUUUCCAGUACUGGAACGAUCCCGGUGCAGUCAAGGCUUAUAUUGUCGAGGGUACUGGUGGACAGUUUACAGCCUUUCUUUACGUCUGGGUCUUCUCUGGCUUCUCCUUUUACUUUGGACCUGAGUUGAUUGUUUAUACCUCCGGCGAAAUGAUCAAUCCACGCAAAAACCUCCCAACUGCAGCUCGAAGAUUUUUCUACCGACUUGUCGUCUUCUAUGCCUUGGGAGCUUUGGCUAUUGGAGCCAUAUGCAACUCGGAAGACCCGACUCUGACAUCCGGCACUGGCGAUGCGAAUGCGUCACCAUGGGUUAUCGCCAUCAGAAACGCUGGCAUCACGGCCUUACCAUCCAUUAUCAAUGGGGGCAUCCUCAUCAGUGCCUGGUCUGCAGGCAAUUCCUAUCUUUACAUGUCAAGUCGUUCUUUAUACUCCCUCGCAGUCUCUGGGAACGCACCGAAGAUUUUCACUCGAUGCCUGCAAAAUGGAUUGCCCAUAUAUGCUGUUCUUGCCAGCAGUCUGUUUGCAUUCCUAGCCUAUCUCAACUGCAGUUCCCAAGCUGGCGAGGUCUUCAACUGGUUUAUCAGUCUUACAAACACUGCCGGCUUUACUUCUUGGGCUGUCUGCUGUGUUAUCUUUCUGCGGUUUCGCAAAGGAUGUCUCACUCAAGGAGUCACUGUCCCGUACCGCUCACGAUUCCAGCCAUAUGCUGCUUACAUCUGUCUACCCAUUUUCAUUGUCCUCCUCCUUUGCAACGGCUUUACGGUCUUUUACCCGGGGCAGUUCACCGCGAGCGGAUUCUUGACGACAUACCUUGGCAUCCCAAUCUUCCUUAUCCUCUGGUUCGGCCACAAGAUGAUUGCAGCAAGGAAUGAACCUUGGAUCUACGAUGCUCAUUCGAUCGAUUUGAGAAGUGGUGUAGCGGAAGUCGAGGGUGAUAGUGCAGAGUGGACGAGGAUGGAAGAGAUGAAGCUAGACCAGGACAACACAACGGAUGGCAAAAGAUGGGUUCGGAAAUUGUCCGUUCUAUGGGGAUAG